This is a messenger RNA of Ananas comosus (pineapple), 2877 nucleotides long. RefSeq names its product tubulin--tyrosine ligase-like protein 12. Lineage: Eukaryota; Viridiplantae; Streptophyta; Magnoliopsida; Poales; Bromeliaceae. Gene Ontology annotation, biological process: protein modification process. The transcript is spliced from 15 exons. Gene Ontology annotation, molecular function: protein binding. Bases 59 to 2680 code for a protein of 873 amino acids. The record is from RefSeq and is a predicted model, not a curated record.
GACACUCUUACUCGCCCCUUCCCCGUCCUCCUCCUCCUCCUCUUCUUCUUCCUCCGCCAUGGCGUCGUCUCCUUCCUCGCGAAUCCGCACCUUCGAGGACUUCGCGAGGGUCCACGCCAUCCUCCUCGCCGCCUCCGGCCUCCCUCCGUCGCUCCACCGCCGCCUCUUCCUCAAGCUCUCCUCCGACACCUUCGACGGCGGCGACUUCUUCGCCGUCGAGCCCUGCGACGGCGGGAGGCGGCGCCGCCUCGUCCUCUCCGCCGCCUCCCUCCCCGAGCACUCCGACGUCUUCCUCGUCGACCACGCCUGGUCCUUUCGCCUCCCCGAUGCCCUCAAACAGUUGCGGGAAGUGCCGGGAUUGGUCGAGCGCAUGGCGGCGUUGAUGUGCGUCGAUGUUGAUACGGAGCCCGAGAUCGAAGGGUCCGAAGCUGAAGAUGAAGCGGAGGCGGAGAACGGAACCCGUGAGAGCAUGUUGGAGAUAGUGCAAAGAGAAGUGAGCAGAGUGAAGGAGAGGGGGAGCAACUCUGCGGCAUGGUUGGAACUUGAGGAGCUCGGAAUCGACGAUGAGAUGCUGCUGUCUCUGGAUCUCUCUGCGAAACUUCCGAACCUUGUUGCCCUUAAUUUGUGGGGAAACAAGCUUCGGGACGCAGAUACAGUGGUGCAGGAAAUUACCAAAUGCGGAAGGUUAAGAGCUCUAUGGUUGAACGAUAACCCAGUUCUGCAAAGUGGUGAUCAUUUUGGUAAAGCAAUUCUUGAUGGUAUUCCGGGUUUGGAGAUAUUCAAUUCGUGUUUCACUCGCAACUAUGGCGAGUGGGCCUUAGGUUUUUGUGGGGGCAUCAUUGGAGCAGAUAAUCCUGAUUCCUUUGAAGAGGGUUCUCUUUCAUUCGAGAGCAUUACCACUCUUGACCUUUCAAAUAGAUCUAUCCACAACUUACAUAAGGUAUUUUCUCCUGCUAAAAUGCCUGCCCUUUCACAUCUGAAUCUACGAGGGAAUCCAUUAGACGAAAUACCUGUUGGUGAGCUUUUGAAGUUAUUAGGUGGAUUUAGCUGUCUGCAAGAGUUGGAGGUUGAUAUUCCUGGUCCUCUCGGAAACAGUGCAGUUAAAAUUCUCGAAUCUCUUCCAAAUAUUUCUUUGCUAAAUGGUGUUAGUGCAUCCAUUAUAGUUGAAAGUGGCAAGCAUAUAAUUGAUUCCGCACUUCAACCACGUCUUCCGGAAUGGACACCUGCAGAACCUCUUGUUGACAGGGUCAUUAGUGCAAUGUGGUUGUAUUUGAUGACAUAUAGGCUUGCAGAUGAGGAAAAGAUUGAUGAAACAUCUGUCUGGUAUGUUAUGGAUGAAUUGGGAUCAGCUUUGAGGCAUAGUGAUGAUGCAAACUUUAGGGUAGCUCCUUUCCUGUAUAUGCCGGAGGGGAAACUGGCUUCAGCUGUAAGUUUUUCAAUUUUAUGGCCAACUCGAGAUGUUCACUGUGGAGAAGAAUGUACUCGUGAUUACUUGUUUGGUAUUGGAGAGGAUAAACAACGUUCUGCCCGGCUUACAGCUUGGUUCCAUACACCGGAGAACUACUUUAUCCAGGAAUUCAGAAAAUACAAGCAACAACUGGAAUCAAAAAGCUUUUGUCCUCCUACUCCUACUAUAGAGGCCCCUGCAACCAAAAGUAUACUUCCAAGUGAUGGACGUGCUCUCCGGGUUUUUACCGAUAUACCCCAAGUAGAAGAAUUUUUAAGACGACCUGAGUUUGUUCUCACAACUGAUCCAAAGGAUGCAGACAUCAUCUGGACAAGUUUGCAAGUGGAUCAAGAAGUGAGGAAUGCUCUUGGACUAAACGACCAUCAAUAUGUAAAUCAAUUCCCUUUUGAAGCUUGCCUUGUAAUGAAGCACCAUUUGGCAGAGACCAUCCACAAGGCUCAAGGCUCUCCUGAAUGGCUCCAGCCUACUUAUAACCUAGAAACACAGUUGUCAUACCUUAUUGGGGAUUAUUUUGUGCGCAAACGUGAUGGACUUAAUAAUUUAUGGAUACUAAAACCAUGGAAUAUGGCACGAACAAUUGACACAACAGUUACAGGUGAUUUGACGGCUAUUAUCAGACUUAUGGAGACUGGUCCUAAGAUAUGCCAAAAGUAUAUCGAAUGCCCUGCAUUGUUUCGAGGGAAGAAGUUUGAUCUUCGCUACAUAGUCUUACUUCGCAGUUUGCAGCCUUUUGAGUUAUUUCUUUCUCAUGUGUUUUGGGUUAGGUUGGCAAACAAUCCAUACACCUUGGAAAAGAACAGCUUUUUUGAGUAUGAAACUCAUUUCACUGUGAUGAAUUAUAUUGGAAGGCUGAAUCAUAUGAACACACCAGAUUUCGUGAGGGAGUUCGAGGAGGAGCAUAAAGUGAAAUGGCGAGACAUCCAUCAACGAAUCCAGGAGAUGAUCCGACGUGUAUUUGAGUCAGCUGCAGCAGUCCAUCCCGAGAUGCAUAAUCCAUAUGCUAGGGCCAUGUAUGGGGUGGAUGUUAUGCUGGAUCAUCAGUUCAUGCCGAAAAUUUUGGAGGUAACAUAUUGUCCUGACUGCACUAGAGCGUGUAAAUAUGAUACAGAAGCUAUCUUAGGAAAUCAGGAUGUCAUUAAAGGCCGCGAUUUUAUUAAUAUGGUGUUUGGUUGUCUCUUUCUCGACGAGUUAAAACAUGUAACACCUCUGUAAACUAAGUUUGAUCUCUGUAAAAUGUAGUGUAUACUUUCAUAUGAGCAUUUGUUGUGAAGAGGCAUUUUUGUGUUGAAUUUUGUUGAGCACAUUCACUUUGUUCGAUCAUACCCAAGAAGUUAUUUUCGUAUGUAUCUUCGGAUUUGGUUCUUAAUGUUGUUGCAGAUGAUCCUCAGCUCACGCUUUUCCAAGUAGCA